Molecule: messenger RNA, 9278 nt
Organism: Mirounga angustirostris (Northern elephant seal)
Lineage: Eukaryota; Metazoa; Chordata; Mammalia; Carnivora; Phocidae
Gene: ZNF446
Product: zinc finger protein 446
Exons: 6
Coding region: 2422-3870 (482 amino acids)
Biological process (GO): regulation of DNA-templated transcription
Source: RefSeq, a predicted model, not a curated record
UGCCUGUUUCAUCUUAGCACACUGCAGACAUGCCAUCAGUGUGUGUUGUCACAGAGCUGCAGGGACUUGGCUUUGACCCAUGUCUCUUUGAGGCCAGAGGAUAGAUAUGUAGCCUGUCUGAGGCCCACUGACUUUCUGUGAUAACUGUUAUCCCCUUGGCAGCCAGAGGUGUGCGGUCAGCCCAGGAGAUCUAGGCAGGGUGGAUUGCAUGGGGCGGCCCCAAUUAGGACUUAGCUAUCUGGAUAUGAGUCUUUAUGCUUCCAGGCCAGGGAUUCUAGGCAGGGGUCACCAAUAGUGGCCAGAAAGAUUGAUUCCAGUUUGAUGGGUCUUCUAGUCCACUACCUCCCAAGAUUUGGCAGCUAUGCGUCAUGUACUAUGCCCACAGACCUGUCGCCCUCCCAUUCUCACUCCCUUCCUCCCAGCAGUGCCAGAAUGCUUUUAUUCUGGAAUCUCACUAAUCCUGCAAGGAGAGGAGUCUUGCUGAACCCACUCCCAAAGACCCUUAGAUGCAGUUCCUCUGUGCCAGGUCUUCUGGUCCCCUACAGGUCUCCAAGCCACUGUUCACCCCUCCUGGACUCAUCCUUUCUCCUCUGCUCUGGUACACACUCUGGCCUCAUCCCCAUCUUACCUUCCCUUGGAAUGGCAUCAUGAGGGUGCCAUUCUCAGUCUGCACAGCUGUGAAAUGCAGACAAACCCUCACUCUGAUAGCUCUUGGGAGCCCAUGGGAUUCAGGAGCAAAGGCAACUGUCAAACAGCAAGUGGGUACUCAAGUCAUACACAACCUUUUCUGCAUCUUGGACUGAAGCUCCUGGAGCUCUCAUGACCCCUUGACCUGGGUCUGAUGUCCUAUGCCAUCUCCCCACUUCAUUGAGCUCUUUCUCACCUGUGUGCUUGGCCCCUGCUAUGCCUCACUUCCUCUACCCUUCUCAAACCCACCCCUCCCAGUACCUAGCAUUGGUCAGUGGCCGACACUCCGGUGUUAUGGGAACAGUAACCAUAAUUACCUGCUUUCCCCUCUCUUGGGCCUUACAUUGCCCUCCCCUAAACUUCUGUGGUCAUGUUGAGCCUUGUCCUGUCAGGCUAGUCCUUCUCUUAAUCCUGAACAGGCUGAGUGUAAAAGUGCUCUCGAGCUCUUUGGGGCAAGAUGGUGGUGUGAACACAUGCAUUUCAUUUGGUUCAAAAACCCACUGAAGCUACAGAGAUGAAAGUGUUUAAAUAUAUGAACCCACAAGAAUGAGGAUGGUGAAACGGGUCCACAGCAAUGGCAUUCUGGAACUGGAAGCAGAUGCAGAUGUGGGAUCUAUCUCUGAUUUAGAGAAAGCCAAAUACUGAUUUGGCACUGGGGGAAGUGGAUUGAGGUCCCACCAGGCUUAUACUGCAGAACGCCAGAAGGCAUGCAAACCAGCAGCCCCCUGGGAGAGGAGACUUAAAACAAAGAUGACUUGGGGAGAGCUACCAAAGCUAUUAGAGCACCAGCUCUCCCCAUAGAGUGGAUGGUGGAAGAGUUAUUUCUGGGGAAUCCAUACAGUUCCAGAGAAACGAUCUAAGUCCUCCCCCCUCCCACACGCACACACACAAAACAGCUCAGUCUGAUGACAUAUAGAAGAGUUGACAGGCCCCAGCCAUGCAGACGCUCAGAGCUUCCAAUCAGUGUGUAAGACCACUGCUUUUCAUUGAGUGCUGGCAGCUAGGUAUUAGGUAUCACAAGAAAUCAAAACAGGCGUAUGCAAUUUAGGAUUGAAUGAGCCAUGGUUCAGCUACUUGAUUUCUGGAAGCGAAGCACCCCUUCCCACAGUGUGAUUCUUGCCUACUGAGAUAAACUGAAGAUAACUGGUACUAGUUGUGGUACCCAGUGUAAAAGGUUAGCAGCGUCCCAUAAGCUGGACAAAAACCUUCAUCCCUCACUUCGCAGUACUGACGUCUGAAAACAUGUCUGAGACUCUGAGGAUAUAAAUCAUGGGACAGUUUCCUCCUGUGUAAAUGAGUGCCCACCCUGGUCCUUGUUCUCGACGUCCUCACGGCGCUCAGCAGAGGUCGAACGAAGGACCCCAGCACCGUCCUCGCUGGAAUCCUUCCCGGGGUUGGCGGAGAAAGUCUACAGAUUAGGCCGGACUUCCGGGCCCGGACCCUGCUUCCUCCUGGGACCACCUGGAGGCGAGUCUCCGCCGAACUACACUACACAGGCCGUCACUUCCGGCCUCCCAGGAGGACCGGGCGACGCUCUGGCCGUUUCCUUGGAAACAGAGGGAGGCGGGCGGAUGUCCUCUAGCGGUUACCAAGGGGACUGCUCAGCGCCUAGAACGAAGCCUCAAGAGGAGCGCUGGGGAGGGGCCUAGGUGGGGUGCUGGCUCUGAAUGGCCGUAAGGUCACGCUCCUCCCCCCUCACCUCACUUGCCAAUAGGCGCCGGGUCCACUGUGCACAUGCGCAGGAUUCUAACAUACCGUCCAUCACGGCCGUUGGUCCCUCUUGUUGGCUACAAGAAGACACCCAGUACAACAAUGCCAUCCCCACUGGGCCCCCCACGCCUGCCCUCUGUGGACCCCAUGGCUAUCCUGGAGGAGCCUGAGGCAGCACGCCUGCGCUUCAGGGGAUUCUGCUACCAGGAGGUGGCGGGUCCCCGAGAGGCCCUGGCCCGGCUCCGGGAGCUGUGCCGCCAGUGGCUGCGGCCCGAGGCGCACUCCAAGGAGCAGAUGCUGGAGCUGCUGGUGCUGGAGCAGUUCCUGGGCACACUGCCUCCGGAGAUCCAGGCCUGGGUGCGGGGCCAGCGGCCAGGCAGCCCUGAGGAGGCUGUAGCCCUGGUCGAGGGCCUGCAGCAUGACCCUGGGCAGCUGCUGGGCUGGAUCACAGCCCAUAUCCUGAAGCAAGUGGUGCUCCCGGCAGCACAGAAGACAGAGGAGUCCUUGGGGAGCUCCCACCCUUCAGGGACAGUGGAGCUCCUCGGGGCGACCUCUGGGGAGGCCUCACAGGACACCCACAUGGAGAAGCCUGCCCAGCUUAGCUGCAGUGUGAAGGAGGAGCCAGAUGCUGAUGGGCAGGAGAUGGCACCUUCCAACCCCCCAAAUCCAGCCCAGUCCCGCGAGGGGCACCCUGGACACCGGGAACCAGCCUCCACGUCCUUCCACCCGCCCAGGAUUCAGCAGGGAUACCAGCCCCCCCGCCGGAGGCACGGGCUGAGUCGGGGCCAGGGGCCAUGCGUACAGGGACAGAGGGUCGAAGAAGCCUCCACCCAGGAGAUGAGAGUGAGAGCCACUGCGAGGGUCCGCCCCACUGCCCAGAGGCCCAGCCCCCCCGGGGCCCGGGGUCUGUCACCUGGGAGGGCCCGUCUGGGGCCUCUGUGUCUGCCAGGGCAAUGCUGGGAGCAGAGCUGGAGCCUGGUGCCCCGCGGAGGAAGCCUUACACCUGUGAGCUGUGUGGCCGAGGCUUUGACUGGAAAUCAGUCUUUGUCAUCCACCACCGGAUGCACGCAGAUGGGCAGGGUACACGGGCCCCGGUACUGGCCACCGGGGGUGCUCAGAAGCUGCCACAGGGUUCCCGGGAGCCAGGCACACCCCGGCACCCCCGGCGCGUGCUCCCAGGGCCCCGGAGCUAUGCAUGUGAGGAGUGUGGGCGCAGCUUCAGCUGGAAGUCGCAGCUGGUCAUCCACCGCAAGAGCCACGCGGGUCAGCGGCGCCACUUCUGUGGAGACUGCGGCCGUGGCUUCGACUGGAAGUCCCAGCUGGUCAUGCACAGGAAGAGCCACCGGCCCGAAGCCCCAUGAGUGGCUCGAGAAGGCGGCCUCAUCUUGGGGGCCUUGGAGCCUCCAGGGCCUGGACGCAGUUCCCGGGGCUCUGGUCCCAGCCUUCCCGGGGCUGCUCAGCCUCUGUCUGUGAAUCAGAGUUCCCAGGAGGGCCCCGUGCCCCAUGUCAGUCUCCCCAAAACAGCCACCUGGGUGUAAGUAAAAGAAGCUGCCCGGUGGGGCCUGGCUUGGAACCCACUGCCUAAGCCUGGUGACUUCCAAGCUCUGAGAUCCGCAGCUGUGACCUGAUGCAGGCUGACAGGCUAAGGACUCUCCCUACUCCUGGGACCUUAGUGGCCCCAGGUGGAUGCUCAGAAACUGCCCCUUUCCACCCUUCCUGAAGCUUCUGGGCCUGAUGUCUUGGUGUGGAAGGUGCUGAAAGCUCAGGAGAGCAUGCUUUGCUUCUGUUUGCAGGCAGAUGGAAAACUAAUGACCCUUCACAUUUGAGAUUUUUUAAAAAUCCCACUUUUAUAAUGGGAAGUUUCUGCAUAAGAAUUCUGAUCUCUGCUUUCUGCUGGUCAGAAUAUCAGCGGUGCCACUCUUGCCUGGCGGCUGGACCCACAAGAAGGGCCAGCAGUCCUGGCCACCUGGCCUCCUUUGUUCCUCGGCCACCAUGUCUUUCCUUGGUCUCUUUGGCCUUUGAGCUCUUGAGUCCCAGCUUGAGUGGACACUAAGGGGACUUCUUUGCAAGUAUGGAUGAACAAGGAGGGUGGCCUCUGAGGAAGGGCCCACAAACGGAUGUCACUGGGGCCAUGUGAUUUAAAAGUAGUCUGUGAUCACUUAGACAAAUUUGAAAUAUACAAGAGAGCAAAGGUAAGGGAAAUGACCCCGAGUUCCACUGUCUCAUGCCAGUGACUAUUCCAGGAGUCACACGUAGGGGCAUUUUAUAAAUCAUCUUGUGGAGUUACUGUAUAUAUCAUGCUCUUCUCACCCAUUUCCCUGUUACUAAAAAUGUAUUUUGAUGCCUGGGUAAAAAUUCCGUUUUCUGUCCAGCAGCGUCAUUUCCUACCAAGCCCAGAUAGUUCAUUGUUCCCCCUGUGGUACCCAGUGCAUCACCAGUGAUGCAUGCUCCCAGGCAUACACUUGGGGCGGGACUCUGCCUAUUUCCCUUAGACUCGGUCUCCCAAAGUAGGAUUGUUGCAUCUAGAGAGCAUGGGACUUUCGUUUUCUUUUUGCCUUGAAACAACACUGGAUUCCUUGAGCCAAUUCCAAGUCUUCCCCUCCCCCCACAACACCAAGCAGUUCUCCAACAGAAAAUAUUUUUUAGGGACGCCUGGGUGGCUCAGCCGGUUAAGCGUCUGCCUUCAGCUCAGGUCACGAUCCCAGGGUCCUGGGAUCAAGCCCCACAUCGGGCUCCACACUCAGUGGGGAGUCUGCUUCUCCCUCUCCCUCUGCCCCUCCUACCUGCUCUUGCUCGCUCUCUCUCCCUCUCUCUUUCUCUGUCUCAAAUAAAAUAAAUAAAUAAAAUCUUUAAAAAACAAAAGUUGAAGCAUGAGAAAGAUUUGAUGCACCACUGCAGGCUUUGAAGAUAGAGGGAGUCACACUGUGGCCUCUGGAAGGUAAGAACAACCCCUGGCUAACAGCCAGCAAAGAAACCGGAGACCUCAGUCCUACAACCACAAAGUAUUGCAAUCUGCCAACAACUUGAAUGGGCUUGGAAGCAGAUAAUUCCCAGGUCUUCCAGAUAAGAGCCUAGCCCAGCCAACGUUUUGAUUUCAGCUUUGCGAUACUCUGAGCAGACAACCCAGCCAAUGUCUCCCGGAUGUCUGACCUACAGAACGGUGAGCUAAUAAAUGGAUGUUUUAACUUUUAAGUUUGUGGCAAUUUGUUAAACAGCAUAGAAAACUCAAUACAACCAUGUAUUAUUAAUGGGUUUAGUACUGCUCAUGGCCAAAAAUAUAAAACUGGCCUGCAUCCAGUGAUGAAUUGGAGUGUGGAAUAAAACGGUGAUAGUGUUUUUCAAUAAAAUUUUUAAAAAUAAGAAACGAGGGGCACCUGGGUGGCUCAGUCGUUAAGCAUCUGCCUUCAGCUCAGGUCAUGAUCCCAGGUCCUGGGAUCGAGCCCUGCAUUGAGCUCCCUGCUCCCCAGGAAGCCUGCUUCUCCCUCUCCCACUCCCCCUGCUUGUGUUCCCUCUCUCGCUGUGUCUCUCUCUGUCAAAUAAAAUCUUAAAAAAAAAAAAAAAAAAAAGAAAUGAAGCAAAUAAUGACUUUGGAAAACCUUAGCAGUAUCUACUACAGCUAAAUCUAUGUAUACUCUUACCUGAGCAAUUCCACUCCUGGGUAUGCACCCAACAAAAAUGAAUGCUUGUUUCAGUUCAGGUCAUGAUCUCAGGGUUGUGAGAUGGAGCCCCAUGGUCGGGCUCCACGCUCAGCACAGAGUCGGCUUGUCCCUUUCCCUCUGCUCUUCCUCCUGCUCACUCGAUCACUCUGUCUCUCAUUCAAAUAAAAUCUUAAAAAAAAAAAAAGAAAUGAAUGCUUAUGAGCGCCAAAAGACAUGUACAGAAACAUUUAGAGCAACUAUUUAUAAAAGCGAAAAAAUCAGAAAACAGCCCAAGCCCACUGCAGUUAUCAAUGUAUUGCCUCUCUGCUCCAUAUCAUUACCUGUCUGCAUUAACGGGCUGGACCUUGUAGUCGGUUCUCCUUUGCAGUCAACAUAUUAAGCUUUGUCAGUAGAGGGCACUGGAGGGAAACUACAAGGUGCCUUCCUGUUUCUCUUCCACCUACUACCACAGCAGUGCUACAUGUGGAAGACUGCCCAGAGUAGGCAUUCUCGGCUAGCUCAAAGCCUUGGCCCGGCCUAGUAACCACCUCACCACGGUAUCCUCCUGAUGUGGAUACCAUGCACCCCAAGGUACCCUGCUAGCAGCUUCCCAAUGUCUCUUCCAACAGAUACAGCUGUAGGCCUUGUACCUGCGGCACCUGAACUCCCCCCGUGUACCCCCUUAGCGCCUUGGCCCACCACCACACCAAGGUGUUUCCUGCUUGGCUUGGGCAACCCAGAGAGUUUCUCUGCCACCCAGUAUGCUGCAAACACCCAUUCCCCAACAAAGUCUGAGCCCCAACCUUGAGGAGAGAGCUCCCACUUGAAAGUUUAUUCUUACUUUGGGCAUCUCUCAGCCCUAGGAUUUUAAGAGUUACUCCCCUAUUAUAGUUAAUAACUUUUAUUUGUUUAUUUUUAAGAUUUUAUUUGUCAGAGAGGGAGAGAGCAGAAGCAGCGGGAGCGGCAGGCAGAGGGAGAAGCAGGCUUCCCGCCGAGCAGGGAGCGCGAUGUGGGACUCGAUUCCAGGACACUGGGAUCACAACCUGAGCCGAAAGCAGCCGCUUAACCAACUGAGCCACCCGGGCACCCCUAUAGUUAAUAACUUUUUUUUAAAGAUUUUAUUUAUUUAUUUGAGAGAGAGAGAAUGAGAGACAGAGAGCACAAGAGGGAAGAGGGUCAGAGGGAGAAGCAGGCUCCUCGCUGAGCAGGGAGCCCGAUGCGGGACUCGAUCCCGGGACUCCAGGAUCAUGACCUGAGCCGAAGGGAGUCGCUUAACCAACUGAGCCACCCAGGCGCCCCUAUAGUUAAUAACUUUUUAAAAAAGAUUUAUUUCUAGGGGGUGCAUUGCUGUUUCUGUCAAAAAAAAAAUCUUUAGGGGCGCCUGGGUGGCUCAGUCAGUUGGGCGUCUGCUCUGAGGCACACUCUGCGUCUGAGGCUCCCUGCUCAGUGGGGAAUCUGCUUCUCUCUCUCUCCUUCUGCCCCUCCCUUGCCAGGAGGGGCCAGGUCUCCUUGUGAGGACAGUGGGCUGGACACACACUGUGCCCUAGAUCAGUGGACCCAAACACUCCUCGGGGCAUCAGCUUUGUUUUUGACUUUUAUUUUUUUAGAGAAAGAGAGCGCGCGCCCAUGUGGGGUUGGGGGAGGGGCAGAAGGAGAGGGAAAGAGAGUCUUUUUUUUUUUUUAAGACUUUAUUCAUUUAUUUAACGGAGAGAGACACACAGAGAGAGGGAACACAAGCAGGGGGAGUGGGAGAGGGAGAAGCAGGCUUCCCGCCGAGCAGGGAGCCCGAUGCGGGGCUCGAUCCCAGGACCCUGGGAUCAUGACCUGAACCGAAGGCAGACACCCAGUGACUGAGCCACCCAGGCUCCCCAGGGAAAGAGAGUCUUAAGCAGACUCUGUGCUGAGCAGAGCCCUAUUAAUUUUAAAGCCCGUACAUUUUAUUUAUUUAUUUUAAGAUUUUUUAUUUAUUUAUUUGACAGAGAGAGACUCAGUGAGAGAGGGAACACAAGUAGGGAGAGUGGGAGAGGGAGAAGCAGGCUUCCUGCCAAGCAGGGAGCCCGAUGCGGGGCUUUAUCCCAGGACCCUGGGACCAUGACCUGAGCUGCUUAACGACUGAGCCACCCAGGCGCCCCACCAUACAUUAAUUUUAAAGCAAGCUUCACAUCAUAUAAUAAACAUUGUUUCAGGUCACCUUAAAAUAGAUAACUUCUAAAUUAACAGAUGUUCAUCCACAUAAUCCUGUUUACCACCUGGAACCACACCUAGGAAGUCCCACCAACCCAUGCCCAUCACCAACUCCAAUUCCCCUCAAGUGGGCACCAUCUGUUGGGGAAUCGAGGGCUUUUUCUGGGGUCUGCACAGGCCACAGCCUCCUCCCACAAUGGCAGAUGCCUAUGGGUAGACCCCUCUCCUAAUGGGCCAUGGGUGCUCAAGGAGGCAGUUCAUUUUCACAGGAGCCUUGUGUUUUCCAUGGUCUCGGCGAUACCUAACACCAUCUGAACAAGUGUCUGGCCAUGUGUAUGUGCUCCAUCCCGCUUCCCACUCUGUGAAGGCCCCACCCACCCUGUCCUGCCCCUGCAGUAGUUUGCCAGGUCUGCCCAUCCUCUUCCCCAGCACUAAACACACCCUGGAGAUCUCCCCUCCUACCACAUCUGCUAUCCCUUCAAAUCCGCCCUCUCAAGCUAUGAUCAGAACUCCCCCCACCCUUCCCAGAAGGUCUCCCCACCCCAUUCCCUUCCCAGAAGUUUCUGCCUAGCCCACCCUUCCCAGAGGUGCCCCCCCACACUCUUCCUUAGAAGUUCCUCCCUAUGGGCCUCCUGCCAUCCAACCUCCCACAGCGAGACCCGGCCCAUGGCUCCAACCCAUGAGGCUCUGCUUGGCCUUGCUUGGAUAGGUGGCAUGUCUCACCAAUUUCAGAAACCAUGAAAGAGUGAGAAAAUAUUGGGAAGAAAAAUUUUUUCUUUUUGAAGACUUCUGGCUUCAUUUUAUACUACUUUGGCAUGGACUGUAUUUAUUUUCAAAAUGGCUUUUUUUGUUUUUGUUUUUCUUGGCAAGUUUUAUUGUGAGUUUUCUAAUUAUGAAGCGAAAUUUCUUUUCUCCACCAUGCUUUAUGUGAUAGUAUUUAAAAUUGAUGUGAGUUAUUAUGUCAAAAACUGAUCUAUUAAAGAAGUAAUUGGCCUUUCUGAGCUGAUUUUCCAUCUUUUGUAAUUAUCUUUAUUAAAAAAUUGUACUUGGAAAAAAAAA